This is a messenger RNA of Clarias gariepinus (North African catfish), 1786 nucleotides long. RefSeq names its product GULP PTB domain containing engulfment adaptor 1b (gene gulp1b). The coding region runs from base 379 to 1284 and encodes 301 amino acids. The record is from RefSeq and is a predicted model, not a curated record. The transcript has 12 exons. NCBI's taxonomy places the organism in Eukaryota, Metazoa, Chordata, Actinopteri, Siluriformes, Clariidae.
GUAAAAGCGGAGGAUUGACACGCGGACACGCGCGCGCGCGCGGGCGGAAUAGCGGGGAAGCGGCGCACGUGCCUUCUUCAUACACCAACGGAGGAAAUUGUCUUUAACUAUUUCCCCCUCGUUAGUGGUGUUUGUUGACACGAUGUCAAAAAGUUCCCUCACGUCCCAUCAGGCCUCGUUUGUUCGGGAGUGACAAACGCACCUGGAACGUGACCUUAAUCAUGUCAUUAUUCCGAGAGGAAGCGUGUAAUCAGGAUGUGGAUGGAGGACAAAUUUGCUGAGACAGCAGUUUAGCCAUAAACGCCUGCGGAGAACAUUAAAUCCAACAUCUCAAGGUGGUUUCUGUCCAGACGAGUGGAGCGUCUGUCUCUCAUCACGAUGAACGCAGUCUUCAGCAGGAGGAAAGAUAAACCCAGCAUGCACAGCCCCGAGGCUCUGGUGAAGCAUUACGUAGCCUACAGCGCUAAGUUUUUAGGAAUCACGGCAGUCGAACAGCCAAAAGGCACAGAUGUUGUUCGGGUGGCUGUGAGAAAACUGAAGUUUCAAAGGCAUAUCAAAAAGUCGGAGGGUGAGAAAACUCCCAAAGUCGAACUCCAAAUCUCCAUAUAUGGGGUCCGAAUAUUGGAUCCGAAGACAAAGGAUGUAAAACACAACUGCCAGCUGCACAGGAUGUCUUUCUGCGCCGACGACAAAACGGACAAACGGAUCUUCGCCUACAUCUGCACCGAGGCCGACACCAAGAGGCACCUGUGCUACGUGUUCGACAGCGAGAAAUGUGCAGAAGAGAUCACCAUCGCCAUUGGUCAGGCGUUUGACCUGGCAUAUAAACUGUUCCUGCAGUCUGGGGGGAAAGACGUGGAGUCCAGAAAACAGAUAGGGAACUUACAGAAGAGGAUUCAGGAUUUGGAAAUGGAAAAUUCCAAGCUUAAAAAACAACUUCAGCAUAUGGAGGAUCAGCUGAUCAGCCCACACUCGUCUCCAGCUGGUAGCAUCCCGGUGAAAGCCGCCCUGACAGACGUGUUCGACAUGGUCCCGUUUACACCUGGGUAUUCCAAGUCCAGGAUACAGACGUGUAACGGGAAUUGGAAUUUCCCUUCUCCGCCUCAUGUAGCCAGAGGUACAGAUCUGUUUGGAGCCGCGCCCUUUGACCCUUUCACCUGCGGCCUUGCAGACUACCCUCCAGAUAUCCAGUCCAAACUGGACGAGAUGCAGGAGGGGUUCAAAAUGGGUCUGACUCUAGAGGGCGCCACUUUCUCCCUGGAUCAAGUGGACAGUCGUUGCUGAAGUGAAACAUCAUUUUCCGCUUUUAACGUCUGGGGGCGGGGGGAAGUGUUUCUAAUUAUACUUUUGAAUUAUGUUCUGCAUUAAGCGAUGAAAAUGUAACAGACAAGUUGUGAACAAGUUGUACAGAUUCGUUCUAUUUUUAUAUAUCGUUAAAAAGGGUGUAGAGAUUGUACGUCAUUUUAAUGAUUGUUGCUAUACCCGAAAAUCCCCCUGCACUCAAACACUCGCACACACACACACACACACACACACACACUGACACAGAGUGCCUGUUCCUGCUCAGAAACCAUUAAAGACGCAGUAAUGUUUGCAUUUUCUGAAUUGCUCCUUAGACACACAAACCCGUCCUCCAUUUCCAGCGUGUGUCCUGCGUUCAUGUAAAACGUCUAAUAUUUGCUUUAUGACUAUUUAAUAAUAUCACACUCGCUAAGUAAACACUGACUCACUGAACAUUACAGCUGUUUACCUUCUUACGCAUUAAAAUGACAUUUCUUCGUAAAAA